This is a messenger RNA of Lathyrus sativus (Indian pea), 1530 nucleotides long. The record is from the annotation of a GenBank genome assembly. NCBI's taxonomy places the organism in Eukaryota, Viridiplantae, Streptophyta, Magnoliopsida, Fabales, Fabaceae.
AUGGUUCUAUCGAAUAAGAAGCUUAAACAGAAGCUUAGAGCUGAAUUAACCCUUAACCAAAUCACCACCGAAUCGAAUCCCUCCUCUUCAUCUUCCAACUCUUUCAAACUUCUUCUAAACUCUUCCACCAACAAACCCGUUUUGUCUAAGAGAGAGAAACUCCGAAAGAUUCGACCUUUGCAACAAACCCAAGCCAAUGAAGAUGAAGGAGCCAAAAACGAUAAGGAAAUUGGGAUUGAGGGUUUGGGAAAGAAGAACAAUAAGAAGAGGAAGAUAAAGGCAGUGAAACAGAAUGAUGGUGAUGAUGUGGGUGAUGAGGUUGUUGUUAAGAAGGGGAAAGUAAAGGUAGAGACACAGAAUGGUGAUGUGGGUGAUGAGGUUGUUGUUAAGGUGACGAAGCAGUCGGUGAAAAAGGAGAAGCAGAAGAAGAAGAAUCUGUUGAAGAAGAAGAGAAAGAAGGCUAAAGCUGCAGAGGAAAAUGGCAAGGUCAAAACUGGUGAGGAAAAUGGUGAGGUCACAGCUGCUGAGGGAAGUGGUUCUAAUCAUCAAGAGGAAAUGUCAGAGCUCACCACAGAGUUGGCUAAUACCAAUAUCACUACCCGUCAAGAAAACAGUGGUGCUGCUACAAAAGUUUAUGUUGGAGGAAUUCCCUACUAUUCAAGUGAGGAUGACAUUCAUAGUUAUUUUGAAAGCUGUGGCACCAUCACUGAAAUUAAUUGCAUGACUUUUCCUGACACUGGCAAGUUCAGAGGGAUUGCAAUAAUCGAUUUUAAGACUGAAGCAGCGGCCAAACGAGCAUUGGCUCUUGAUGGAUCUGACAUGGGAGGACUCUUUCUUAAAAUCCAACCGUAUAAAGCAGCUCAAACAACCCGAUUUACUCCAGAACUGAAAGAGGGAUAUAAUAGAAUAUACGCUGGAAGUUUAUCAUGGGAAAUAACAGAGGAAGAACUGAGAAAAUUCUUCUCAAAUUGCAAUAUAAAGUCCAUACGAUUAGGGAAGGACAAGGAAACAGGAGAAUUCAGAGGGUAUGCUCAUGUGGAUUUCAAUGAUAGUAAGUCACUGAAGACAGCACUUGCAUUGGAUCAAAGUGUGUUGUUUGGAAGGCCUGUCCGGAUAAGUUGUGCAGUUCCUUUGAAUAAAAAACCAGGUGCCGGUGAAAAAUCAGUCGCAGGCUCGAAACCAAGUGCAGUUGAAAAAUCAGUUGCAAGUUAUAAACCAGGCGUGGGUGAAAAAUCAGUCGCGGGUGAAAAAUCAGUCGCAGGUUCUAAACCAGGUGCGAGUGAAAAAUCAGUUGCAGGUUCUAAACCAGGUGCGGGUGAAAAAUCAUUUGCAGGGUAUAAACCAAGUGCAGGAGAGAAGUCAGUUGUAGGCGAAAAAUCAGUUGCAGUUGAGGAACCAAUUGUUGAGAAACCAAUCACCGUCGUUGCAAGUGGCAAGAGGAAGAAUAGGAUGUGCUACGGGUGUCGUCAAAAAGGACAUAAUCUCUCAGAAUGUCCAAACCCGCAAAUUGUCACUUCUACUACAAUCUAA